Messenger RNA from Peromyscus maniculatus bairdii (prairie deer mouse), 1632 nucleotides. RefSeq names its product signal transducing adaptor family member 2 (gene Stap2). Gene Ontology annotation, molecular function: signaling adaptor activity. The record is from RefSeq and is a predicted model, not a curated record. NCBI's taxonomy places the organism in Eukaryota, Metazoa, Chordata, Mammalia, Rodentia, Cricetidae.
UGACAGCUGACUUGAGUUGAGGAAACUCCCCAGGAACCUGUUUAUCCGCUUCCUGGCCAGGCUGGGGCUCCUACUGGAAGGACCCGGGACUUGGGCUGGACAUGGCCUCGGCCCUGAGCCCACCCCGGGGCCCCAAGCCCAAAGGUGUGCCACCUUCGCACUACUAUGAGAGCUUCCUGGAGAAAAAGGGACCCUGUGACCAGGAUUACAGGAAGUUCUGGGCAGGCCUCCAGGGUCUAGCCAUCUGCUUCUACAACAGCAAUCGGGACUUUCAGGCCCUGGAGAAGCUGGACCUGAGGCUGUUUUCAAAGCUCGAAAAUGAGGCUUGGCGGGAAAGCUCAAAAGACACCAGCCAUCACUUCAGCCUGGUUCUCCGGGACCAGGAGGUCAAGUUCAAGGUCGAAAGCCUGGAGUAUUGCGAGAUGUGGAAAGGAUUUAUCUUGACUGUGGUGGAGCUCCGUGUGCCAUCUAACCUGACCCUGCUGCCGGGGCACCUAUACAUGAUGGCCGAGGUUCUGGCCAAAGAGGAGGCGCGGCGGGCCGCCGAGGUGCCCUGGUGCUUCCUGCAGGUGAGCCGGCUGGAGGCGCAGCUGCUCCUGGAGCGCUACCCCGAGUGCGGGAAUCUGCUGUUGCGGCCUGGAGGGGACGGCAAAGAUAGUGUUUCUGUCACUACUCGACAGAUACUCAACGGGGCGCCAGUGGUCAAGCACUACAAGGUGAAGCGGGAGGGUACUAAGUAUGUGAUCGAUGUGGAAGACCCGUUUUCCUGCCCCUCGCUGGAAGCUGUGGUCAACUAUUUCGUCAUGCAAACCAAGAGGGCGCUGGUCCCCUUCCUGAUGGAGGAGGACUAUGAGAAGGUUCUAGGCUUUGUGGACUCAGAUCGGGAGAAUGGUGAGAGUGUAUGGGCUGUGUCUUCCUCCCGGGGCUCAGGCCCUGUCCCCCAUGCUAAUGUCCCAAAGCCACUCCUACCUGUGCCUGUGUCCAGCCAGGAGGACAGGCUGCCUCCACUACCUCCCGUGCCUCAGCUACUGGACCAGGAUGAGAACUAUGUGACCCCCAUUGAGGACUCCCUAGCAGCUGAGUACAUGAAUCAUGAUGUGUCUCCCUCCAGUCAGCCAGUCCCCUCGAAGCCCAAGAAGCCGGCGAAGCUCCCAGCAAAACCCCCAAAGCCACCAGUGAUGCCCAAACCGGGUAGGGCUCCGACCUCCCCACUUGCCCUCUCGGUGGCAGGUGGCUUUAGACCUCAUCUGCGUCCUUCUGCAGAUCUCAAAGCCAUCACCAGCGUAUGGGCCAGGAAGCCAGGUGGCUGCUCACCACAGGCUCCCUCCCUCGUCGUGACAAGGCUGAGGGAUAUCACGGCUGAGCUGGAAGAGAAACUGCAGAAGAGGAGAGCACUGGAACACUGAUCCAAGCUCCAGGGACCAGUGGGCUAUCUCGGGGCACAGUAGUCCUCCACCGGCUCUGUCCUGAGGGGACUGGACAUACCCAGCAUGGAGGAAUGCCUGUCCUCCAAACAGUGAAGCAGGGACGACCCCUGGGAGAUCGGAGGCUAGCCUGAGCUGCACAGUGAUGUCCGUGGCAGCCUGGGCUACAGAGUGAGACCUUGUUUAAUAAAGUAAAAAAAACAACAAA